ACUCUUUCUAAACAUAUAUUUAUAUACAGUGACUUUUUGUGAUUAACAUUAUUCAGACUUUAUCUCUCUCUAUGUAUAAAUAUAUAUCUCGUUGUGUGGCUUUGAGUUUGAAUUCUGAAAUGCUCUUUCUUUGUGGUAGUAAGAGAGUGAAAGCAGGCAAAGGCAUGAAGGCCACACUGAGAUACUUAGCAGGAAUGGCAGGGCCCAGUGGUUAUGGCUCAAAUUCAACAGCCGAGCAAGUCACUGAAGAUUGCUCUUUCUUUCUCUCUUCUCAUCUAACUGCUCUCAUCACAGGUGGGACUUCUGGGAUUGGAGCUGAAACAGCAAGAGUGUUGGCGAAGAGAGGAGUGAGGGUAGUGAUUGGUGCGAGGGACUUGAAGAAGGCGAGAGAAGUGAGACAGAACAUCUUGAAAGAAAGUCCAAACGCUGAGGUUAUAGUGUUGGAAAUUGAUCUCAGCUCUUUUGCUUCUGUACAGAGAUUUUGUUCUGAGUUUUUGGCUCUACAGCUUCCCCUCAAUAUCCUCAUAAACAAUGCUGGAAUAUUCUCUCAGAACUUGGAGUUCUCUGAAGAGAAAAUUGAGAUGACAUUUGCCACCAAUUUCUUGGGACAUUUUUUGGUGACAGAAAUGUUGCUAGAAAAAAUGAUAGAAACGGCAGAGGAGAGUGGAAUUGAAGGAAGGAUCAUAAAUGUGUCUUCUGUGAUCCAUAGCUGGGUGAAGAGAGAUGCUUUUCGCUUCCACCAAAUGCUCGAUGGAACAAAUUACAAUGGGACACGUGCAUAUUCUCAAUCCAAAUUGGCCAAUAUUUUGCAUGCCAAGGAAUUGGCCAGACAACUUAAGGCGAGGAAUGCAAGAGUAACGGUCAAUGCAGUUCAUCCGGGGAUUGUUAAGACAGGAAUUAUCAGAGCUCAUAAAGGCCUAAUAACAGAUUCCCUGUUCUUCAUUGCGUCCAAGUUGCUCAAAUCAACAUCUCAGGGCGCGGCAACAACGUGUUACGUGGCAGUGAGUCCACAAACGCAAGGGCUGAGUGGGAAAUACUUCGCAGAUUGCAAUGAGAGCAGCUGCUCAAGUGUAGCAAAUGACGAAUUAGAAGCUCAGAAGCUGUGGAACAACACUCGAGCCUUGCUUCAUAAACGACUACGUCAAGCCGGUUCUUGAUCUUCUCCUUCCUGGGCCUACAAACCCUCCCACUCAUGUAUGUAAACAUAUAUAAAUAUUUCAACAUUUUCUGUUUACGUUAGGGACUAUUACAUUACAUCUCAACCCUCCUAGCAUAUUAUAAUGCAGCCCCUUCCAAAUGUAGCUUCACUUUGACUCAUUUCACAAAUAAACAUGCAUACAAAUUUAAGUGUAUUAUUACUGUAA
Prosopis cineraria is the source of this 1364-nucleotide messenger RNA. RefSeq names its product short-chain dehydrogenase TIC 32 B, chloroplastic-like. NCBI's taxonomy places the organism in Eukaryota, Viridiplantae, Streptophyta, Magnoliopsida, Fabales, Fabaceae. The coding region runs from base 72 to 1157 and encodes 361 amino acids. The record is from RefSeq and is a predicted model, not a curated record. The transcript has 8 exons.